Molecule: messenger RNA, 1755 nt
Organism: Charadrius vociferus (killdeer)
Lineage: Eukaryota; Metazoa; Chordata; Aves; Charadriiformes; Charadriidae
Gene: ATOSB
Product: family with sequence similarity 214, member B
Source: RefSeq, a predicted model, not a curated record
AUGCGGCACAUCCACGCAGAGACGUCCCUGCCCCCGGAGCGCAGCACAGACCCCAGCCUGUCCCGGCCCGGUGGAGAGGCACCCUUGGAACCUUCCUCACAGCACUGCACCCACCACGGCAUCCUCAUGGGCUACAAUGAGACAGAGAUCAAACGCCAGAAGGUUUACCAGGUGUCCAUCUUUUCCCAUCUCUCCAGCUCCUCUGAGAGCUCGGAGCAGCGGGCAGGCAGCCGGCCGGCUGUCAAGUGGGGUUACCCCGAGCAGCGAACUACAGAGGGGGGGAGAGAUCCCAAACGAACUCACUGGGGUGGCGGGGGAGUGGACAGCAAGCGUGACGGGGGCCCUGGGCAGGCUUCCCUGGAUGAUGACGAUACCUUUGAGGAUGGUCUGCUGGUGGAGUCCCUUUGUGGCUCUGCCCAACACUUCUCCCACAGCGGGUUGCGGGUGGUGGAGCACCGGUGUGAGGGCAGCCCUAGCAACAGCCCCAAAGCCAGCAGAGAGAACAAGUUGCAGGAUGUGUCCUCCUCCUCCUCCUGGCCCCAGCACAUUGCUUGCAGUACUUUGCACAAAAGAGACGGUUGCUCUGUCUCAUUGGGGGAUCAGCCCACAGCCUAUGGGGAGAAUGAGGAGCAGGCAAGUGGCCACAACUUACUUCACCUUGAUUUGCACAAUAUUGCACAAACAGCCUGGUUGGACUCUGGUGGGAAGAGAGAGAAGCCAGAGGGCAGCUCAGCUCACAGUAGCAGGGCUAGUGGCGAAGAGGAAUGGCCAGUGGUGCCCAAUAGGUGCAAGGAGCCCCCAGCUCCUCAGACAGCACUCAGUCCCGAGCCCAGCAACCUGAGCUCCUUGGAGAAGACUCCCUGCGGGAGCAGCCAGCUCAGCAGCGGCAGGCGCCCGGCCCAAAGGGAAAUGAAGAAGAGGGCCCUGCUAUGCCAUCCGUUGCCCACAGCCUGCCGCAGCACUGAUGCCAAGGGGGCCCCAUUCUGGAAUCACCUGCUUCCCACGGCCAAGAGCUCUGCGGGUUGCACUGCACUUGGGAGGAGGGUGAAGAGCGGGCUGCGCCUCAAAUUGCGACAUCUCCGAAACAGCCUCCGGAGGGGUACUAGGUCCUCCACAGCAUCCUGGGCCACCACCACUGUCAGCCAUGCUCUGCUGGGCAACUUUGAGGAGUCCAUCCUGAAAGGGCGUUUUGCACCAUCGGGGAGGAUCGAGGGGUUCACAGCAGAGAUUGGUGCCAGCGGCUCCUACUGCCCCCAGCAUGUCACCCUGCCUGUUGACGUCACCUACUUUGACAUCUCCCAACACAGUGUGCCCUCGCCUUUCCUGGGAGUGAUUGACUUGGAGGCCUUGGGAAAGAAGGGUUACAGUGUCCCCAAAGCUGGAACCAUCCAAGUGACCUUAUUUAACCCCAACAAGACUGUGGUGAAGAUGUUCUUGGUGAUGUACGACUUCCAGGACAUGCUGGCCAACCACAUGACCUUCCUACGCCACCGCAUCUUCCUGGUGCCUGUGGGGGAGGAGGAAAGGGCCACUGUAGCCCCCAGCAACCCACCGGGUACCAGCUCACCCUGAAGGAUCCUCUGCUACCUGAUGCACCUAAGGUUUCACAGCUCCAAGUCAGGGAAGAUUUACCUUCACGACAACAUCCGGCUGCUUUUCUCACGCAAGUCGAUCGAGGUCGACUCAGGGAUCCCCUAUGAACUGAAAUCCUUUACAGAGAUGCCGAGGAACCCCUGCUACUCACCCCUCGCCUGA